UCACAUCAAAAAAACCCCACAGGGCAAAAACCAUGUCAGUGCUCAGAAUGCAGGAAGAAGUUCAGCAGUAGUACUAUGCAUAAUUCACAUCAGAGAAUGCACUCAGAGGAGAAAUCACAUAAAUGCAUUGAGUGUGGAAAGAGCUUCCGCUGGAGUUCAAAACUCACUCGUCAUCAGAGAAUCCACUCAAAAGAGAAACCAUAUAAAUGCUUUGAGUGUGGAAAGAGCUUCCACUGGAGUUCAAAACUCACUUGUCAUCAGAGAAUCCACUCAAAAGAGAAACCAUAUAAAUGCUUUGAGUGUGGAAAGAGCUUCUGCUGGAGUUCAAAACUCACUUGUCAUCAGAGAAUCCACUCAAAAGAGAAACCAUAUAAAUGCUUUGAGUGUGGAAAGAGCUUCCGCUGGAGUGCUGGUCUCACUUCACAUCACAGAAUCCACUCAAAAGAGACACCAUAUAAAUGUUUGGAGUGUGGAAAAAGCUUCAGUCACAGCACAAGCCUCAGUUCCCACCAGAGAAUCCAUACAAGGGAGAAACCAUAUAAAUGCCAGGAGUGUGGGCAGACUUUCAGUUGGAGCUCAGCCCUGACUUUACAUCAAAGAAUGCACUCUGGUGAGAAACCAUAUCAGUGUGCAGAAUGUGGGAAAGGCUUCAGUCAGAGCUCACACCUGACUUUACACCAAAGAAUCCACACGGGAGAAAAGCCAUAUAAAUGCUUGGAGUGUGGAAAGAAUUUCAGAAUCAACACAGAACUGAAAGUGCAUGAAAGAAUCCAUACAGGGGAGAAGCCAUAUAAAUGCCUGGAUUGUGGGAAGAGCUUCAGUCAGAGCUCAAGCCUUAAUACGCAUAAAAGAAUUCACACAGGGGAGAAGCCGUAUAAAUGCCUGGAGUGUGGGAAAAGCUUCAAUCAGAGCUCAGAUCUUAAUAUGCAUCAAAGAAUCCACACAGGAGAGAAACCAUAUAAAUGCCUGGAAUGUGGGAAGAGCUUCAGUGCAAGCACAAGCCUCACUUCCCACCAGAGAAUCCACAUGGGGGAGAAGCCUGCAGUGUGGAAAUAGCUUCAGUUACAGUACAUGCCUUAAAGAGCAUGAAAGAAUCCACACAGGGGAGAAGCCAUAUAAAGGCCUGGUUUGUG
Eublepharis macularius is the source of this 1133-nucleotide messenger RNA. RefSeq names its product zinc finger protein 239-like. NCBI's taxonomy places the organism in Eukaryota, Metazoa, Chordata, Lepidosauria, Squamata, Eublepharidae. Bases 76 to 1056 code for a protein of 326 amino acids. The record is from RefSeq and is a predicted model, not a curated record. The transcript is spliced from 2 exons.